AUGCGUCUGGGACCGUACCAGUAUCUCGCGGACAUGGUGGUCAUGCACUACCACAACUCAUUCCUCAACGACGGCGAGAACAAACAGCGGCGCCGGUGCCUCGUCGCCAUAGCCGGCGGGCUCGGCAGCGGAAAGUCCACCAUCGCAGGGCAUGUGCGCGACAGGGUGGAGGAGCAGGGUCUCAAGUGCCAGAUUGUCACGCUCGAGGGGUUCCUGAGGCCGCGCGCAGAGCUAUCAGAGGAGCAGCUGAACCAGCGAGGGGCGAUCGACACGCUGGACGGCGACGCAGUGCUGCACAUGGUGCAGGACCUGCGGGAGAGUAGGCCGGGAGAGGACGUUCACCUACCAGGGUUCGACGAGCACACGCGGGAGACGGUCCCGGAUGGGCAGGUCAUCCUGCCCGGCACGCAGGUCGUCAUCAUCAAGGGGACAUACGUACUGGCGAACGCGCAGCCGUGGCGGAAGAUCGGCAGCCUGGUCGAUGAGAGGUGGUUCGUCUUCGUGAUGCCCGAUGUGGCGCGCGAGCGAGGGGCGAGACAGUACCUCGAUAAGGGCAUCGUGGAGACGGAGGAGGAGGCGUUCAGGAGGUAUGAUGAGAUUGGGGUGUACACCAACAAAGUAUGGCACUACCGACAUCCUGGACCCCACUACGCUGCCCCAAAGUGGGUUACAGGCCACAAGCUCCUCCGCGAUGACCCCAGCCAGUGGUUCAGGGGCACCCAGGUUGACGACAGAGACCUCGCUCUCAUCAAUGCCGACCCCGUUCCCUGGAUCGACAUUGGACAGCAGUCAUACUUGAAGCAUGUUCACCACAAGCUCAAGGACCAGCCGUUCAAGACAACCCACUGGACCGUCGAGAACGACAAGGCUCUUCGUGGCAUGAUCUCUGAGGUCGGCGCUGGAUUUAAUGGCGGGGCCAAGCCCCCUGUCCACCUUCCCGCACGCGAUUGGGAGUCGAUGAUGGUCAACGUCACCAUCACCGGGAACAUCGCGCCAGGCGUCACCUGGGGUCUUCUUUCAGGCCGGCCUUCCAAGGCACGUGUGCUGGCUGGGCCCUGCUCGACCUGCACUGCGCACCCUUGGGACAUCAUGAUCCUGCGCGACUUCCACACGAACACCUCGGGCCUCGACCAGGUUUCUUCCAUCGCCUCUCGCCAGUUCGACAUCUUGCUCAUGAAGAUGUGUGAAGACAUGGACUACCCCUGGGUUGUUCUCGCCGUAAAGGACUCUGGCCCCUGGAAUCCCCAGCCUUGCAGCUCGAACGGACAUUGCGACAAUAGUUGCCUGGGUUUCUAG
Molecule: messenger RNA, 1296 nt
Organism: Diaporthe citri
Lineage: Eukaryota; Fungi; Ascomycota; Sordariomycetes; Diaporthales; Diaporthaceae
Exons: 6
Coding region: 1-1296 (431 amino acids)
Cellular component (GO): cytoplasm
Molecular function (GO): kinase activity; ATP binding
Source: RefSeq, a predicted model, not a curated record